AUAUCUUUUCAUGGCAGGGCUGGUAAACUUCUCGCUCUACGAUUGCUGUGCGAGUCAACGCAGGCGCAAGGCCCGGGCGCGCCAUCGUCCUGCAAUAACCGAUUGCAUUUAGCGCAUCUCAAUCUAUACCAACGAGCUUUACAUCAUGGUCUAACCGGCGAAGACAGAUCUGUAGUGGACGUGUUGGUUGAGUAUGCAGCGCCGAGGUACUUAUCGCUCGCGCUCGAUGGCUACUCCCUGCUGCUGCUGGACUUCGUGCACGCCUCCACCGUCGUGCUCAACUCAUCCGAUAUGGGGCCGUCGUGUCCACGCACGGCCGCCGUGACAUUCCUGGGCUCUCUGUUGUCGCUCCCGGACGAACUGAUGAACGCGCCGAUGCUCCAACCAUACCCACACCAGUACAACACAGUGUCCUGUCCAGAUCUGAAGGAGCACGUGCUGAACAUCGUGGUGCGCGUGUGCCGGCGCGAGGGCAGCGCGGGCGCGCGCGGUGCCGGCGCGUGCGCACUGGCUGCGCACCUCGCGCACGUGCUCGCCACCCGCGCGCACCAGCCGCGCCUGCCCGACUACCUGUUGUGUCUGCUGCAGAUGCUCAUGAUGAAAAACAAGAACUUGGCAAAAGUAGUGAGCGACUGCAUACUGGUCCUAGCCGACUACACAGACCGCAUAAUAGAGAUGUACCCUGGACUCGCUGGUAAAAUAAUAAAGUGGAUAUGCGCGUGCCUGGUGCAAAUAUCUCCGAACAGCAGCCGCGACUCCGUGAAGCCGCUGGCCGGCUCGCUGCUGCUGUGCCUCGCCGAGUUCGCGGUGCGCUGCGGGCCCGCCUACCUCAUGCACGAGAAGGACGGCGACCAGACCUUAUUGCUGAUGAUAUUUAAGGUUUUACAUGCGGUGAUGAAAGGCACGAAUGGCGCUGACAUUGAGGGGCUUUCGCUGCCCGUUGACGAGGACUUCGAUCCCAACAUUCAGCUGGAUAACCUGGGGCCAAAGACUUCGCCGGCGUCCACUAUCGAUGUCAAGCUGUGGGCACAAACGAUCUGCACGCAGCUGGUGCUGUUCCUGGGCCACUGGCCGCUGUGGAGCGGGUGCCAGCUGUCGUGCCUGGUGUGCGAGCAGCACGACAGCCCGGCGCUGGGCGGCGAGCUGGGCCCGGCGGUGCUGGGCGCGCCGCACGUGCAGCUCAUGCGCCUCAGCGACGCCACGCUCGCCUCGCUCGUCGACCUGCCGGCGCUGCACCUGCCGGCCGCCACCACGCCGGGUUUGUCGACAUCCGACCGGCAAGUGCGCGUGUUACUGCGCGACAUCGCUGGCAAGGCUUGUUGGGACGCAUCCGCCCUUUACUACGACCCUUCUGUGGGCUCGCUCGAACCUCUUGAACCACUACCUUUGCCUGACAGCACGGACAGUCCUCGGGAUGACACAUUAUCAUCAUUACCACCGCCGCUGCCACCAGACUUGUUACCAGACUACAAAAACUCUCCCCCAGACAAGCAUCAGUUGGACCAUGUAUUGGCGUACAUCGGCCACACGUCGCCGGAAGUGACGUGCGGGCGGCGGCUGGACGAGCCGGGCGCGUCGCCGCUGCCCGCCGGCGCCGAGGACGAGCUGCUCGCCGCACUCGUCGCGCAUCGCAACCACGAGCGCAUGUACCUGGCGCAGCGGGACAGCUGCGAGGAGCCGGAGGUGUGCGAGGUGGUGCCGGAGGGCGGCGCGCGUCCGUUCGCGGUGUGCCGACUACUGCUGGCACAACUGGGCACGCUGGCGCCGGCGCGCCGCACGCAUGCGCACCUGCUGCGCCGCACCGACGCCAUGCUGCGCGAGCUCAGGAACCUCGACGCGCAGAGAUGUCGCGAGACUCACAAAGUGGCCGUCAUAUACGUGGGCAAGGGACAGGAGACUCGCAACGAAAUCUUAUCGAACCGCUGCGGGAGUCCAGCAUAUGAAUCGUUCUUGGCUGCUCUUGCGUGGGAGGUGGAGCUGGAGAGCCACGUGGGGUUCGCGGGCGGGCUGCGCGGCGGCGGAGGGGGCGGCGUGUCGGCGCCCUACCUCGCCACGCUCACGCUCGAGGCGCUGUUCCACGUCGCCACGCGCAUGCCCGCAGACUCGCCCGACGCCAUACUUAACAAGACUCGACACCUGGGCAACGACGAGGUGCACGUUGUGUGGAGCGAGCACUGGCGACCGUACAAGCGCGACACGCUGCCCACGCAGUUCUGCGACGUGCUGAUCGUCCUGUACCCGCUGGCCGGAGGUCUGCUGCGCUGCACCGUCUCCAGGAAACCAGAUGUGGCGGUGUUCGGUCCGCUGUGGGAGGAGUGCAUCAUCCACGUGAGUUGCUGCGCGGCGCUGGUGCGCGGCGCGGCGUUCGCGGGCGGGCGGGCCGUGCGCGCCACCAUGCCGCUCUACCAGCACGCCUACAGCGAGCGCGCGCGCAGUCUCGACGCGCUCGUGCACCACCACACCCAGCCCACCACCUUCGAGCAGUUCGUCGAGCGCAUCCGCGAGCCCGUGCCGCAACACGCGCCCAACACCGAAACCGGAGGAGGCGGCGGCAGCGGCAGCGGGCGACUGGCGGCGGCGCUGCUGGAUGCGGGCGCGAGUGCGUGGGGCGGCGCCGUGGAAACUCACAGCGUGUCGCCGCGGCCGGUGAAGCGGCUGGGCCCGUUCAAGCGCCUGCCGCACGUGCCGGGCGCGCCGCACACCGCGCCACUGCCCUCCGACCCCGCGCCCUCGCUGCGCCGCAACCGGUGAGCUGGCGCGAAUGUACCGACAUCCAUACAAAGCGACGCCUUUUCAAGCUUCUCAUUGUAUACUGAUGACUGAUGACUGAUAUAAAUGCGUUGUCGUCCGCGUUUGCAUCAAUUUUUAUCAUAUCCAAAA
This is a messenger RNA of Manduca sexta (tobacco hornworm), 2880 nucleotides long. Its product is annotated as probable Rho GTPase-activating protein CG5521. Gene Ontology annotation, cellular component: cytoplasm; nucleus. Gene Ontology annotation, biological process: positive regulation of GTPase activity; regulation of small GTPase mediated signal transduction. NCBI's taxonomy places the organism in Eukaryota, Metazoa, Arthropoda, Insecta, Lepidoptera, Sphingidae. The record is from RefSeq and is a predicted model, not a curated record. Gene Ontology annotation, molecular function: GTPase activator activity.